Messenger RNA from Oncorhynchus keta (chum salmon), 1099 nucleotides. Its product is annotated as proliferating cell nuclear antigen-like. Lineage: Eukaryota; Metazoa; Chordata; Actinopteri; Salmoniformes; Salmonidae. Gene Ontology annotation, molecular function: DNA binding; DNA polymerase processivity factor activity. The transcript has 5 exons. The coding region runs from base 1 to 726 and encodes 241 amino acids. The record is from RefSeq and is a predicted model, not a curated record. Gene Ontology annotation, cellular component: PCNA complex. Gene Ontology annotation, biological process: translesion synthesis; regulation of DNA replication; leading strand elongation.
AUGAAUGAGCCCGUAUACGUUGUACCAGAUAUCUUUACUCUGAAUAAACUGUCGCUUGUCAUACAAUUUACCACCUUGUCCGAAUCGAUCCUUGACCGACUCGCCCUAUCUACAUAUCCCAUUAUCAACAGAAAUUAUGACUGGUCUACCACUCUCCCUCCUAGUAUGUCAAAGAUCCUGAAGUGUGCUGGGAAUGAGGACAUCAUCACUCUCAGAGCAGAGGACAACGCAGACACACUUGCCCUAGUCUUCGAGACACUCAACCAGGAGAAAGUGUCGGACUAUGAGAUGAAGUUGAUGGAUCUCGAUGUAGAACAGUUGGGAAUCCCAGAGCAGGAGUACAGCUGUGUGGUCAAGAUGCCAUCGGGGGAGUUUGCCCGUAUCUGCCGUGACCUGUCUCAGAUUGGUGACGCCGUCAUGAUCUCUUGCGCCAAGGAUGGCGUUAAGUUCUCGGCCACGGGAGAGCUGGGCACUGGCAACGUCAAGCUGUCCCAAACCAGCAACGUGGACAAGGAGGAGGAAGCGGUGAGUAUUGAGAUGAACGAGCCAGUCCAGCUGAUUUUUGCUCUCAACUACCUCAACUUCUUCACCAAGGCCACACCCCUCUCCAAGACAGUCAUCCUCAGCAUGUCUGCAGACAUCCCCCUAGUGGUGGAGUACAAGAUAGCUGACAUGGGCCAUGUCAAGUACUACCUGGCGCCCAAGAUUGUCGAGGAGGCUUCCUAAACCUCCCUGGUCCAAAUUUCCAAUGGGGGGGUGUUCAUGUUCCUUCCUGUGGGUGGGAGGAGGAUCUUGUUGGCGGGUGGGAAAGAGAUGGCUGGCUGACUUUGUCUGCAUCAUCGCAUCGCAUCGCUAUUGUGUUUUAUUUGGAUACGUUAGUUUAUCAGCAGUUUGACUGACUUUUUAGUUGCUAAUCUUACCUGGCCAGCUGUCUGUGAGGAAGAUCAACAGAACUCCAUGCUCCCCCUGUUCCCUCUUCUGUCUGGAAAGCAAAUGCUCAUUCCAGUUUGUAGAUAUGUCUGUAUAUAUGUUCUGUGGUCAUGUUCACCACUUCAACUUUUUAUUCUUGAACCCCAAUAAAUAAAUAAUUUGAUUCUGA